Phoenix dactylifera (date palm) is the source of this 1883-nucleotide messenger RNA. NCBI's taxonomy places the organism in Eukaryota, Viridiplantae, Streptophyta, Magnoliopsida, Arecales, Arecaceae. The record is from RefSeq and is a predicted model, not a curated record.
CCAAUCCCGUCAGGCAGAUUGCCGAACAAAGAGAACCCUAGGAGCCGGCCGUGUCCUGUCCGCCAUGGACGAGGCGCAGGAGAUCCUCCUGAGCUCUCUCAGCAGCUCCGGGGUCUCCCUCCCCGCCGGCGUCUCUUCCAUCAAAGAUCUCGGCCCGGACGCCCUCGUCUCCAUCUGCUCUCAAUCCCUCCGCCUCCUUGACGACGAUGAAUCGUCCCCGUCCUUCCCCACCUCCCUUCCCGAGUCCACCGCGGAGCGCUUCAAGAUAUGUGCCGACGUCGCCUCUGCCGUCAAAUCCCUGGGAUACCGAGGCGAUCUCAGCUUCCACCAGUUCCUGUAUCCUUCUUAUGAUGACUCAUACAAGUUGGUAAGAUUUUUGGUGGAGAGGCUAUCUGGAUCAUCUGAAGGUAGAAGAGCCAGAGAAAAUACAGCAACCAAAUCUGCUUUGAGUAGUGGUGAAAUUACUGGUGACAUCCAUAAUGAUACAUUAGAGAAGCUUAAAGAAAAGGAGGACAAGGUGAGGGAGAGUCAAAGUAAAGAUAAUUUUCUUUGCGAAAGAAGAUCUUGGGGGGAAUCAAAUAAAGGCAUUGCAGAGCCAGCUGAGACGGUUGCUGAGGAGGUAUACUCUGAUGUGUUGCUUGACACUAAUGCAGUUCCAGGGCAGUCAGGUGGGUCAGCUGAGACUGGAACACUCUAUUCUGAGCGCAUAGAAUCCAGUGAUAUCAAGAGCCAUUGCAGCAAGGAAGGUGUUGAAGAUGCUCCUGAAAAAUCUAUGAACUCUGAGAAAGAAUUAUGUGUUGAUGGAGAAGAUAUGACCCAAACAGACAAGUAUAUUGCUGAACUUGAACGAAAAUUAGCUUCUCUGCAGGAGCAAUUAUCCAAGGUAAACCAUAUAAAAAAAUUGAUAUCCUUCCUAUUGAUCAAGUAACUGCAAUUCAACAACUGGUUAUUUUAUAUGAUUUCAUGCCGCUUUUCUGAUGUAUUUAUAUUUUCUAUGACUAGUCAAUGCACAGCUAUUAACUUGUAUCAUUAAACAAAAGUUUGUAUGAUAUGGAAGAUAACUGUUCAUUGGAUUCUUUAGAGUAAGAGGUGCAAGUAAUUUCCAAUGCUGAAGGGCGAUCUUUCUUUUCAUGUAAAGUUGUCUGACAAACCUCUUUCUUUUCAUGUAAAUUGUCUGACAAACCUCUUACUAACAUUAGUGCGCAUUGCCUGAUUUCUUCUGACUUGUUGUUCCAUUUAUGAAUAUCUUUAGUUGUUAAUCCAAAGACUCAGUUUUUAUUUUUUUAUUUUUCCACUGGUCUCUGAAAUAUAGCUGCUGGGCUAGCAAUUUGUUCCAUGAUGCACUUCUUCUUGCUUGAUGGCAUACAUCAUUCAGGUUGCAUGCUUUGGGCAAAUAUACAUUCCAAACUUCUCAUUGUUUGGUUUACAUAAACCUAGAUUGAUAUUUAGCAUUGAUUUUCUUUUGAAGGUUUGAUGCUUUAUGGUGCCUUUUGUCUUAAUGAAGUAUAUCGUUUCUUUUAAAUAUAGAAAACAUGCUGACUCUACUGGUUUCCUUGUCUUCUGUGUAAUGCAGUUAAGGAAUGAAUCUGACAGCUUGAAAAAUCAAGAAGAUAUGAUGACGGAGGCAAAACAGGUGAAGGCCUUGGAAGUUCAGAGCCUUGAAAGUGAGCAUGAGCUCCUAAAAGCAGUUAUGGAUAUGGCAUUAGAUGAACAACAUUCUGUUGGCUUCUAUAUUGAAAUGCUAAAUGGAUGAGUAGAAGCAAAAAGGCAGAGUCUUAUGAAAUUGGAAUCACAGUGGUAGGACAUUGUGGAAUGAUCUCAAGCAAACAGUGGAACAGAGACAGAUGAGAGAGGAGCAGUCACUAUAUGCUGAGAAAUCUUCA